This is a messenger RNA of Aspergillus viridinutans, 207 nucleotides long. RefSeq lists its product as uncharacterized. Lineage: Eukaryota; Fungi; Ascomycota; Eurotiomycetes; Eurotiales; Aspergillaceae. The transcript has 2 exons. The record is from RefSeq and is a predicted model, not a curated record. The coding region runs from base 1 to 207 and encodes 68 amino acids.
AUGGCCAGCUACGUCGAAAUCGGCGGCAUCCAUGUUGAUUUUAACGCCAAUAUUAUCAUGUUUGCCAUAUUCGUCUCGGAAAUGCAGCCUCCCGCCCCUGUGUGUGUCCCUCUGUCCAUCACUUCUACCGCGACCACGACCACCACCUCCACCACAGGCAGGGCAGGCAGUAAGCGCCAGGGGGCCAGCUUCCAAAAGGUCAAAUAG